GUUAAUGUCUUAACAUCUUCUUUCCUAGGAGUGGGCAUCACAAUGGUCAUGAUCUCAACAUUUGUGACUAUCUACUACAACGUUAUCAUUGCUUAUUCACUCUACUACUUAUUUGCCUCAUUUCAAAAAGUGCUGCCAUGGUCAGACUGCUUUUCCUGGGCAGAUGAAUUCUGCAGCAAGACACGAAUAGUAAGCGACUGCAACGCAACCUUGCAUGGGGAAAUCAUUCAUGCAAACUACACAUUCAUCACGAGCAACAAUCUCACGUGUUUAAAUGGCACCAUGAACUACAAGCCAGUGCAAUUUCCCAGUGAGCAAUACUGGAACAAGGUGACCCUGCAGCGCUCGAGUGGGCUGGACGAGACCGGCAGGAUCGUGUGGUACCUGGCGCUCUGCCUCCUCCUCUCCUGGAUUAUUGUUGCAGCUGCCCUGUUUAAAGGAAUAAAAUCUUCUGGAAAGGUUGUCUACUUUACUGCACUCUUCCCAUAUGUCAUCCUGCUCAUCUUGCUGGUGCGAGGUGCCACCCUGGAAGGUGCUUUGGACGGCAUCGAAUACUACAUUGGGAGCCAGUCCAACAUCACCAAGCUGAUGGAGGCAGAGGUUUGGAAAGAUGCAGCCACACAGAUAUUUUACUCCCUGUCUGUAGCAUGGGGUGGGCUUGUUGCUUUGUCUUCAUACAACAGGUUCCACAACAACUGCUACUCAGAUGCCAUAAUAGUUUGUGUGACCAACUGUGUCACCAGCAUAUUUGCUGGGUUUGCAAUAUUCUCCAUCCUGGGACACAUGGCAUUUGUGUCCGAGAGACCCGUCUCAGAGGUUGUGGACUCAGGCUUUGAGCUGGCCUUUGUAGCCUACCCAGAGGCUCUCUCCAAGUUACCAGUUUCUCCUCUGUGGUCCUUUUUGUUUUUCUUCAUGCUCCUGCUCUUGGGCCUUGACUCCCAGUUUGCCACCAUAGAAACACUUACAACCACCAUUCAAGAUAUAUCUCCCAGAGUGAUGAGAAAAUUAAGACUGCCUGUAACCCUAGGUCUGUGUGCACUGCUCUUUUUACUUGGGCUUAUCUGUGUUACUCAGGCAGGAAUUUAUUGGGUUAACCUAAUAGAUCACUUCUGUGCUGGAUGGGGAAUCCUUAUUUCAGCUGUCCUGGAGAUAAUAGGCAUCGUCUACAUUUAUGGAGGAAACAGGUUCAUUGAAGACAUUGAAAUGAUGAUUGGAAAGAAGAGCCGUUUUUUCUGGCUGUGGUGGAGAAUAUGCUGGUUUUGCAUCACUCCUAUGCUGUUAAUGGCUAUUUUGAUCUGGUCUUUGGCCACAUUUUCAAGUCCCACUUAUGGCUCAGUGUUAUACCCAGCCUGGGGAACUGCUGUUGGCUGGUGCAUGAUCAUCUUCUGUGUCAUCUGGAUUCCUAUUGUUGCUAUUGUAAAAAUAUUUAAAGCUGAAGGAAACCUUGUUCAGCGCCUUGUCAGCUGCUGCCGGCCUGCCGCGAACUGGGGCCCCUACCUGGAACGCCACCGAGGGGAACGGUACAGCCACAUUGUGGAUCCCAAGAAGAAAAAGGAGCAUGAAAUUCCCACUGUGUCUGCCUUUGUAUACAAGCAACAAUGAGACAGCUGUUUGGAUGACUGUUUUUUAGCAUAUAUGUGGGUUUUGUCUUUUAAUGUUGGAAAGGGACUAGGCAAAAACAAAAGAAAAAAAAAAAA
Molecule: messenger RNA, 1697 nt
Organism: Cyanistes caeruleus (blue tit)
Lineage: Eukaryota; Metazoa; Chordata; Aves; Passeriformes; Paridae
Source: RefSeq, a predicted model, not a curated record